Penicilliopsis zonata CBS 506.65 is the source of this 640-nucleotide messenger RNA. RefSeq lists its product as hypothetical. The transcript has a single exon. The record is from RefSeq and is a predicted model, not a curated record. The coding region runs from base 50 to 640 and encodes 196 amino acids. NCBI's taxonomy places the organism in Eukaryota, Fungi, Ascomycota, Eurotiomycetes, Eurotiales, Aspergillaceae.
AUUCUCUCUUCUAUUCUCUCUUCUACCCUCUCUCUCUCUCUCUCUCUCAAUGGCUCCUCCCUUCCACCCUCUGGCCGUCCCGGCCAAGAAAACCGCCCUGUUAAUCCUCGACCUCCACAAAUUCAUCAUCUCCCACAACCCAACCGGCGAGAGCGUGGUGCUCAACGCCGUGAAGCUCCGCGCCUGGGCAAAGGCUCAAGGCAUGCUCGUCGCGCACUGCCUGAUCGAUUUCAAAGCCACCACCCCCGAGAACCGCAAGAUGGCCGCCCGCUUCAACGGGGUGCGCGACGAGAUGGGCUCGGCGCCCGACAAAUCCGGCGAAGACGAGCGCAUCGCCGCCAUUGCAGACGAAUACGUCUUCUGGAGACCGCCUAGCCAUAUCAGCGCGAUGGGCUCGUACGGGCUUAAAGACUGGCUUGCUGAACAUGAUAUCCAGUCGCUUGUUCUCGUCGGCUUGUCUUCCUCGGGCUGUGUGAUUAAUACCACCAAGGGAGCGGCGGACGCCGGCUGGAUCGUCACGGUUGUCGAGGAUGCGUGUGGAGAUAAAUCGCCGGAAGCACAUGAGGUGAUUAUGAGUAAACUGUUGGUUGGGCAGGCAAAUGUCUUCAAGACGGAGGAGGUGGAGCGGUUUACUUGGUAG